UUGGGGGCUUGUGGUCUGAGAGGCACAUAUCCUUCUAGGUACAUAACCUAACGAUAUCCUGACACGAAUGGCACAUGGUCGAAUCCGGUAAAGGAAUUCUCGAUGUACUUCAGUGGGUACUUUGUUUUUCCAAAUCUUGUAGAUGGAUCCUGGCCUGAACCCGGAAUCAAUUAGUAGGAUGCUACAAUUAAUGCACAUACAUUUUUAUCUAACUGAUAAUGAUCGUGUAGAUCUGCCAAUGUCCUCCAAAGAUCCAAGCAGGGGAUUCUCAAGAAGUACACACACACGAGGAAGACCAGAGAAGGUUAGUUUAGUGCUGAGGAAAGUUCAUCGUCUUACUCGGAAGCAGGGAUUUCUAGUUUGAAGGUCGGAGCAUGGAACUUGUAGGAGGGAGAUUUCUUGUUUGUGAAAUCCACUCUGGUUGAUUAUUUGAAUCCCCUUAGGGGAUUUCAUUUCCCUGUUGAUGAGAUCUAGUCAUUAUGACCAUUGAAAUCCGAUUUCCUCAAUGGGAGAAAACUUGACUUAUUUAUGUUAUUAGAAAAGGGCUAUCUUUCUUUCUUUUUUUUUGCUGGCAGCGUAUCUUGGAUGAAUUUUUUGUUCUUCCUAGCUUCAAAAGGAUGGAGGAGUAUCCAAAUCAUUCUUCUUUUCCUACUUCUUUUCUGAGCGGUCGUAUGAAGCCCAUGCAACUUUUUGGUAGUCCAUUUUCCUCUCCUAGUCCUACAUGGGAUGAUGCUCCUGAAGUUGAUAAGGAGGCUUGAUCAGGAAGCUGUUCCAGUGGCUCCCUUGAGACGCUAUCACCCCCAAGGUUUUGAGGGAGCCGGUCCCUGUUUAGAGAUUGUAGAAGAAUAGGUUUCUGAAAUUCAGGGCAAAUCCUCCUUACCUUUUGAGGUGGAACUCUGGAGUCUAUCUAUGUUUGAGCGGGUUUUUGAUGGAAGAGCAGAUGAAAUUGUUCUAUGAGACUUUCUUUGAGGCAGGUUUCAGAGGGGGAAGUACCAACUUUGGUAGCAGAAGUUUUGUUAUAUAUUGAUAUUUCUCCUUCACAAAUCGAUCCUCUGGCUUGUUGAACUUUAAUUGCGAUCCAGGUGCUAAGAUAGCUUCAUGGCAUAUACUUUGGCGUGCAUGAAAUCAUGUGUGCACAUUAUUUUACUCCUCUAACUAAUUGGAAUGGAUUCUAUCAAAUUCGUUUCCAGGAUGGCCAACUGAUCGAUGAAGAACCGUUGAAGGGUACCAAAUACAGAAUGCCCUUUGGGAAUCGAUGGAAUAGGAGCUAUCUCCCAACCAGUAUCAUUCGAUUGGGAAGCAUCGGUGAAGGACGCAUUGACCAUUGUGAGGAGGUUGAGACAUGUUUCUUUCUUGGUGAGUCGGGAGGUUUUGUUUCACUGUCGUAUUUGGGGAAUAGGGUGGAAGUUCCUGUGGUGGAUGUGUUCGAGGAAUAUCAGAAGAUGAUGGUCUUGAGGAGACGUUCUCAUCCAUGUUAUACCAUUGUGGAUGCUCCUGUCUUUCCAAUUUCUGAUCCGAAGGAAUAAAAUCAUUGGGAGGUUAUGAGAUCCUGCCGCUGUGAGUUAUGAGGUGUUGGUAAAGGUUCUGAGCGGGGUAAGUUGCAGAGCGAAAGCCUCUUUCUUCAGCUGAAGGUUCAAUCUUUGAUUAGGCACCAAAUGUUAACGUUCCAGAGGGUGAGGGUGAUGGCUCUCUGGGAACUUAUACAUGUGUGGCUGGACAAACGAGUUGAGCAUUGGAAGCCCAAGGAAGAAUUUCACCAGUACCAACUGAUUAUGGGGGUUGAUGAUGACUGAGGAGGGCUUUCUCCUAUGUGGAUUCCUGACAGAAGAUCGGUGCCCAUUGAAGACCUGUCUCGCUGAUCACCUUAUCUUGUUAUUCUGUUUUAAUUUCUGGUGUUUGGAUUAUUUUGUCCUCUGAUGACCCUUUUUUUAUUUCUGAGAACCGUCCAUGCUUACACUUUAUGUAUAGAAUUUUACUUUCGUUUA
This is a messenger RNA of Brassica oleracea var. oleracea, 1985 nucleotides long. RefSeq lists its product as uncharacterized. The record is from RefSeq and is a predicted model, not a curated record. The transcript has 3 exons. NCBI's taxonomy places the organism in Eukaryota, Viridiplantae, Streptophyta, Magnoliopsida, Brassicales, Brassicaceae. The coding region runs from base 1128 to 1526 and encodes 132 amino acids.